UCAUAUUAAUUAAUAAUUGAUAAACAUAAUAUCAACAAUCGUAAUUGUGACUUUUUUCUUAGUAAGUUCGUUCGUAAGUAUCUCUUAUGUAUGUCUUGCAUCUGGUGUGUCUGCUUCCAUUUCUUAACGGCCCUACCACACAACAUAUUUCAUAUGAAUUGUGAUAAGCGGAAAAAAAAGAGUGAUCAAGCAGCGAGCGUCAUGCGUGACGAUUGAACCCAGGAAGGGAGGUUAGUGAUCUCGCGAGAGUUUUGGACAAGUUAUCUAAGUUUUAUGAACUUUACUAUUUUAAAUUCGGACUGAAUAAAAAGUUUAAAAUUCGAUGACUUUAAGUAAUUCAAACUUACUAUAAAACAAAUAUAGUUCAGCCCUGUGUGUCAAAUAUUUAACGAAAAUUAAGUUGUGUUUUUAUCGAACGGAUAGUUUAGUUCACGUACAAUCAGUUAAAAAUAUUACACUGGGUCAAUGCAACUAAAUAGAUAAGCUAAAGACGUGGGUCUUAAAUAACACCAGUAAAGACCAAAAACUUUGUUCCGUAUCCGGAAAUUUGUUUGAAAGAAUUUUUUUUGACGGGAAAUUCGUCGACCGAUAAUUCAUCGACCGAAAUUUGAUCGAACGGAAGUUUGGUAAAAUUUUAUUUUCAGUACACACGAUCAAAUUUUGCGUUAAAUUUCUUCUUGAACGCAGUAUACUAUAUAGUAAAACAAAAUAUUGCGUUCAAAAAGAAAUUUGACGCAAAAUUUAGAUCGUGUGAACUGAAGAUAAAAUUCGACCAAACUUUCGUUCGAUCAAAUUUCCGUCGAUCACUUUUGUGUCAAACGAAUUUCUUUCAAAUAAAUUUCCGGGCACCACUUUGUUCAGGUCUAAUGAGAUGAGACGGUUUGUGAAUAAACUGCGUUCAGGAGGAAGCAAUAAGAAGCAUGUAAAGGGUAGAGGAAAACCUGAAUAAGGACAAGAACAGAAAAUGAACGUUUUGGCUAAAAAGCCUCCGAUAACAACAACAACAACAACAAAAACCCAGUUGAAAACUGAUCUCAAAACAAACUCCUGUCGCACUGAGAUCAUAACUGUAACUGUUCGAGUCCAUGUAGGUGGCAUUUCCUUUCUCCUGUCUGAAAUCUGAUAAUGAUAUCUUGUAGUUAGCCGUGCCAUAACAGUGUCGAGAAGUUUGAUAAGUUCCUCGGUCAAAUUGUCUUGAGUUUGAGUUUUUAAUGGCAACUUAAAUUUUAUUUUCUUUUAGAAUCCUGACGUCAUUGAUACUAUAAUUUAUGGUUUAUAAUGCCUCGAAGUAAAGGAUUCUCAAGUUUUGAUCACUUGAGGAUUUUCACCAGCCUCGGGGUAUUCUAUGCGACAUUAUCCGACAGAUCUGGUAAGCUUUCCUUUAUUCGCAACUUGUACACUGCCGUGAUUGGAGAUUAUGUACACAUUUCACAGACACUUUAAAAUGAGUAAAGCUAAAGAGAUAAGUUUCUUUUACUGGUCCAUUUAAAUGAAAUUAUUUUAAUGCAAUGCACGUUUUCAUUUUCAGAACAAAUAUGAUUUUUUUUUUUUACAAAGACAAACAUUUUAAACCAGAGCAAUUUAACACAAGACAUCUUCAAAGUCUUUCUCAAGCGCCAAAGACCAACGUCACGUGACAUUGAUCUUCACUCAGUAAAAGACAACAUUUACUUUAACAGGGAUUUUUUAAUAUUUUUGUAACAGCCACAUGGAGCAUGCUAAUAAUUUCUGAUAAAUUGAAGAACACACGAGUGUGUCUUUCUGUCGGUCCUAACUUUGUGGGACAGAAAAUACCCCGAUCGAGCUGAUUUUAGGUUUUUGCGCUGAUUUUAGGUUUUUGCGCUGAUUUUAGGUUUUUGCGCUGAUUUUAGGUUUUUGCGCUGAUUUUAGGUAUGUGUAGAAAAUAGCGCGGGAUGUAUCUGCCAAAUGUUUUUAUUUGUGUAAAUGUCUAGUGCAUCAAAUAAGUUUUGUUUGAGCGCUAUUACUUUCUAUUUCGUUAAGUCUUUCUUCAGCGUUGGUGAGAAAUGAUGAAUUCCCACACCAUCAGGUAACACUGAGGUUCAGUAGGCUUCCGAUCUGCGUUGAAAACCUACUAUAACCAAGAGGCUGCCCGUGUGUUUGAAAAUGUGUUGCUUCCAAUGUCUGACUUAAAAUAUGUUAUAAUGUCUUUUACAUUUAUUGAUAUGUAGGGCCCAUAUUUGCAGCACCAAGAACAUGUCACGGCGACAUAACGAGUCUCAACCCGACAGGGAAACAUUCAGGAGGUAAAAAUGUCAAGUCAAAAUGUCCUAGUGACCUUGUGAUCUUGAUCUUCUAUUUUUGAUACAUUGCAAAAUAUUGAUCUUUUUUAUUAUCUAAAUAUAAAAACAUUUUGAGCUUCUAAUUUUGAUAUACAUCCUCUCGAUUCUGUAAUUUAAUGUACAUCAUAUUAAUUUUCUAAUUUUGAUGUACAACAAAUCUUUAUGCUCUAAUAUUGAUAUAAACUUCCUUGUGCAAACAUCAAGUGAUAUGUCAAAAAUCAGUCCAAUUAUUUGUUUCAUAUCCAAGGUGUCGCUGCAUCUAUCGUUGACGUUCAACAUGAUCUUCCCGCCUUGAGCCAACACAAAAGCUGCUACCAGGCCAGCGCUGACAGCAACUGUAUGUAUGUUUGUGAAGCUCAAUGAGGGCGGGAAAGUCUAACAAAUUAUUAAUAAAAUAAUAUCGUAGCAAAUAUGUAUAAUUUAUUUAAAGAAAAUUCAACAAUCCCUAAAGUUAAGUUUUGAGUCUAAAUCCUUGACACAAUUUAAUACCGAGCAGCGGGCGUGGGGCCUAAAACUAGACGCAACCUGCGUGCAAGGAAAGCACUUGAUAAGAAUCCCAACUAGUGCUCCCCCCUCCCCCUUGCUUUUUACCGGACCUUUUUUUCACCCCCCCCCCUCCUGAUCUAUAACAAUAUUCUAAUGACCAACCCAUUGUUAAAGAGCAGAUUAAUUUCACCCACUAUUUCAGGGGGAACAAAAAUGUACGCACGAAACGCACUUGCGAUAUAAUAUUUUUAAAAAAAAUCUCAUUUUGCGCAGUCAUCGGGAAUUUCAUUUUAUCCUCCUCUUGGCAAACAGGGAAAACGGAAUUUUUGGGGUUGGCGUGGAGCUGAAAAUUUGAUAGAAUGUGUUUCAGCUCGACAGCUUGACGGGAAGUGGGCCAAUUAGCCGUCCGGAGAUUUAGCAACCCAGCCACUAACAAAAGCAAAGCUAAUAUUAAAGGCUUUAAAAAUUGAGCUAGUUCUGAACAAAAAUUUUGACGCAAAUCCAAACGUACAUUUAAAUUUAUAAUGUACCUUCCUGAAAAAAAAAUUAGCUAUGUUACUUUAUAACACUUGUUACAAGCACUUUAAAAUUACCAUGCAAAAAAGUAUGAUAUAAGAUUCUUACAUUUGCAAAUACUAUUUUUUUGGGUACAGGUAUUCAGGCUUCAGUCAUUGCAGCCAUUGCGAGUCGGGAAUCCAGAGGCGGAAGUCUUUUAGUUGGCACUGGGGGCUACGGUGAUAAGGGAGCAGCCUGGGGUAUCUUACAGGUCGAGUUUUCUAAACUUUAUCAAAUAUAACGGGAUUUUUAAUUACCUGGACAACAAACGAUUUCUUUAUUUGACUUAAAUCUAGUUUCAUGAACGUACAUACCUAUGUACAGAAAGGCCAAAUGUUGACGAAGUAUCUCCAUGCUGUUUCUCAGUGUGACAUCACUCAGUCCGGUCUGCCUUGUGAGUCCGUGCCAUGGGACAGCUGUGCUCACAUUGAGAUGAUGGUCCACAGACUCCUGGUACCCUACAUCAAUCAGGUGAGUUAAAAACAAGUAGUAUAGCAUAACCGGUAGGUGAUACGUCAAUAAAGGUAAGAAAUAUUCUCCAAAAGUGGACGGGACACUCUUCAAUGCUCUUACAUGACAUACAACUUGGACGUAAGUUUGGCUGGCUAUUGUAAAAUUAUUUAAAGAUAUGAGACUUUGUUAACACCUACAUCAUUCAUAACAUUCCUGAAAAGAAAACAAACAAGUUAUUUUGAAUAAUGAAAAGUCCCCCUUUUAUCUUAUUUAAACGUCACAUUUAUAGUCUAUCUCCAUUUAUGUUACAUUUUUAUCUCCAUUUCAAACCACAUUUAUAUCUUCAACUUAUAUCUCCAUUUAAGUCUCCAAUGUAUAUCUCAUUUAAUUCCACACUUAUAUCUUCAAUUAAGACCAUAUUUAAUUUUCCAUUCAAGUUUCAAUUGAUAUCUUAAAUUAAGAACAUAUUUUUAUCUCCAUUUAAGUCUCCAAUUUAUAUCUCAUUUAACUCCACAUUUAUAUCUUCAAAUUAAGACCAAAUCAUAUGUCCAUUUAAGUCCAUAUUUAUAUCUUCAAUUAAGACCAUAUUUAUAUUUCCAUUUAUGUUCACAUUUAUAUCUCCAUUUACGUCCACAUUUAUCUAUUCAAUUAAGACCAUAUUUAUAUCUCUAUUUAGGUCCACAUUUAUAUCUUCAAUUAAGACCAUAUUCAUGUCUCUCUAUUUAAGUCCACAAUUAUAUCUUCAAUUAAGACCAUAUUUAUAUAUCCAUUUAAGUCUAAAUUUAUAUCUCUAUUGAAGUCCUUUUUAAAGUUAUCAAUGAAAUCUUCCUUUAAGAAUCGACAUAAUGUUUACAUGGUAUUGUCACUUUACUCAGGUGCACACCAAACACCCCAGCUGGACCCAAAGUCAGGCCCUACAAGGUACAUGCAUUUUGUAUAAUACAGUACACAUUUAUCUUUUUCAAAAUAACCCAGCAACGAGAAUAGUGUGAUUAAAUUGAGGAAGUAAAGAUAUUUUUGAUCAAUUUCUCCUGUUGAUGACGUCAAAUGAUUUGGUCAUUGAGAACGACAAUUUUUAUGUUUGUGUCAAUGUCCCGGACCAGGUGGUGUUGCUGCUUACAACUUUGGCGUGGGGAACGUCAAGACUUUAGGUGGACUCGACAUCGGAACCACCGGCAACGACUACAGCAACGACGUCAUCGCUAGAGCUAAGUGGCUGUACGCUCAAGGCUGGAACUGAAGUGUCAAUGUAAAAGAGUUGUUUUUUGUUGUUGUUUUUUUAAACUUUCAUUUUGGAAAAAAUAAAAUGAAAGGACGUC
This is a messenger RNA of Lymnaea stagnalis (great pond snail), 5113 nucleotides long. The record is from the annotation of a GenBank genome assembly. NCBI's taxonomy places the organism in Eukaryota, Metazoa, Mollusca, Gastropoda, Lymnaeidae.